AAAACCAAAAAAGAAAGUCAUCCGUUUUCAUUUUCUUCUUUGCUGUUUUGUGUUGUUGUGUGGCUUCCUCGGUACGGGAAGAACUCAAUCUUGUCUAUAUCUGUUUCUCUUUCGGUUUCACUUCUUCGAUCUCUUCUCACUCUCUAUAAAUUCACCAUCUUUUCAUUCUCAAUUCAAACUUCUCUUUCUUCAGGUGGUUUGGUUGCAAUCUUUGAUGCUGAAGUAGCGAAGUUUGAAGGCUUUGCUUUUGCGUGUGAAAAAAAAAAUGUUGGAAGGUGGUGCUAAGUUCCCGAUAGAUCUCAACAAAAAUAAUAACUUUUAUGAUUUUUCUCAAGGCUUUUACCACAAGCUUGGUGAGGGUACGAAUAUGUCGAUUGACAGUGUUGGGAGUUUGCAGACAAGCAAUGGAGGAGGGUCGGUUGCAAUGUCGGUUGAUAACAGCAGUGUUGGGUCGAAUGAUUCCAAUACCCGCAUGUUGGAUCAUCAAGGGUUGAAGAGGCGUGCCAAUGAUAACUACUCUGUUGCUCACAGUGCGAAUCGCCGGGGAAGAGUCACUCAUGCGUUGAGCGACGAUGCUUUAGCUCAAGCUCUGAUGGACAAUAGUUCUCCGACUGAGGGGCUUGAGAAUUUUGAAGAGUGGACAAUUGAUUUGAGGAAGCUUAAUAUGGGCGAGGCUUUUGCUCAAGGUGCUUUCGGGAAACUCUACCGAGGUACUUACAUUGGGGAGGAUGUCGCUAUCAAGAUCUUGGAGAGGCCUGAAAAUGAUACGUCGAAGGCUCUGUUGAUGGAACAACAAUUCCAGCAGGAGGUCAUGAUGCUUGCUACACUGAAGCAUCCCAACAUUGUUCGCUUCAUCGGUGCAUGCCGUAAGCCUAUGGUUUGGUGCAUCGUUACUGAGUAUGCUAAGGGUGGAUCACUUCGACAGUUCUUAACAAAGCGCCAAAACCGAUCUGUUCCCCUCAAACUGGCUAUCAAACAAGCUUUGGAUGUUGCAAGAGGCAUGUCGUAUGUUCAUGGUCUGGGAUUGAUCCACAGGGACUUGAAGUCCGACAACCUGUUGAUUUUUGGUGACAAAUCAAUCAAAAUUGCUGACUUUGGAGUCGCCCGGAUUGAGGUGCAAACUGAAGGAAUGACUCCCGAGACUGGGACCUAUCGUUGGAUGGCUCCGGAAAUGAUCCAGCAUAGGCCAUACACACAGAAGGUGGAUGUAUAUAGCUUCGGGAUUGUCCUGUGGGAGCUCAUAACAGGCAUGCUUCCAUUUCAGAACAUGACAGCAGUACAGGCAGCAUUUGCGGUUGUCAACAGGAAUGUUCGCCCACUCCUGCCCCAUGACUGUUUGCCUGUUCUCCGGGAGAUCAUGACAAGGUGCUGGGAUCCAAACCCUGACGUCAGGCCACCCUUUCCUGAGAUUGUAGCAAUGCUUGAAAAUGCAGAGAUCGAGGUCAUGACAACCGUUCGGAAGGCGAGGUUCAGGUGUUGCAUAACCCAGCCAAUGACCGCGGAGUGAUCGUCUUAAAAGCAUAUGAAAAAAAAAGAAAGUUAUAAAACAUAGACUGGAAGAAGAUAUGGGGGCAAGAUGAGAGAGACUCUGACUAUAUAAUAGCUUUGUUUAUUGUGUGUUUUAUUUCUUUCUUCUGAAAAUAUUAUCUGAAGACCUUUUAUUGAUUUGGUUUAUGUUUACCGAACCGUCUUUUGAAUUAGUAAAGAGAUGAUGAUGUAUGUUAUACUUGCAUGUAUUACAGUUAUGUAUAGCUUCUGAGGGCAAGAUGGAUUGAACAUCAUUGUCGAUAA
Molecule: messenger RNA, 1791 nt
Organism: Lathyrus oleraceus (garden pea)
Lineage: Eukaryota; Viridiplantae; Streptophyta; Magnoliopsida; Fabales; Fabaceae
Product: serine/threonine-protein kinase STY13
Exons: 3
Coding region: 266-1507 (413 amino acids)
Biological process (GO): signal transduction; protein phosphorylation
Cellular component (GO): cytoplasm
Molecular function (GO): ATP binding; protein kinase activity
Source: RefSeq, a predicted model, not a curated record